AUGCUAUCGUUCGCCCCCAACUUUGUGCUCGACCUCUUCGGCCACCUGCUGGACGGCAAGUACCAGUAUUUGAAUACGAUCGAGGAGCACGGUUUGAACAACACGCUCGCUCCGUCGAGGGCGUGCACGAACUUCCACGCUCCCGCAAAAGGACCUCGUCAUGCGGAGGACACGUACAUCAUGCAGCAGCUCUGCGCGCACGAGGUGAGCCCGCCCUGCCUCUACGCCGCUGAUAAACGAACUGACUACACAAAUGAACCGUCGCGCUCGGAACGCGAGGGGGAAAUGAAGCGGAGCGAAGCCACCGCGACCCCGGAUACGUUCACAUUCCUGAAGGACACGAUCCACUUCAUCCUGAACAGCUUAGCCAGCCUCCCCGAAGGCCGCGCGGUCCGCUUGUUUGCGCUGGUUGACGACGCAACGAACGAUUUCGACACGACCCUCUUCGUCCGCGGCCUGCGAUACGACUUGGCGUGCCACGCCAUCGUUUGCGAUGCCUACGUGCUCACACUUUGCACGCAGCUCAUGGAUGCUCUUCUCCCAUGGUUCACCGUAUACUUCGUCAACUCGGAGCUUACGUGCAAUCGCACCUACGCGGGCGAGGAUGCAACUAACCGCGAUAUGUGCCUCAGUUUUGCUCUGACGCUUUCUUGGGUCUUAGGCGAAUAUGACAGGGUGUCCGAUUACCGACCACCGACUACCAACUACCGACUACCGCGGUACUCCCGACUACCGACUAUCGACUGCCGACUACCGACCACCGACCACCGACUACCGAAUACCGAAUACCGACUACCGACCACCGACCUCGGACCUGCCCGAAGUGGACGCCGACGCCAGUCCCGAUCCCGACGCCCCUGCCUAUAUCAGCCCGCCUUUCGCCUCUUCCGCUCCUCACCUGUCUCUCCCUCCUACCACCACACCAUCCCCACACUUCCCACCCGCUUCUCCACCGCAUUCACCAUGUUCAUGUUCACCUCAUCCAAGGCUUCCACCUGCGCCGAGUGCCGGUCGCUCGGUUCGGGAAAGUCCACUUCCAAGUUUGACAAGAGGACGAUCGGCCGCCCGAGUGCAUACGAGUGGCCGGCGUUCCAGCCCCGUCCCCAGCCCCGUCCCCAGCCCCAGCCCAUUGUGUACGGCCCGCCCCCUACGCCAGCGCAGAUUCAGGUGCUGCUGUACCGGGGUCGCGAGUUCAAGGAGCUCGGCACUGAGCUCAUCCCCCUGCGUGACGCGCAGUUGCGGGAGGAGCUCGUGCGCGGGACGCUCGUUUACCAUGCUUGA
Molecule: messenger RNA, 1281 nt
Organism: Trametes versicolor FP-101664 SS1
Lineage: Eukaryota; Fungi; Basidiomycota; Agaricomycetes; Polyporales; Polyporaceae
Exons: 3
Coding region: 1-1281 (426 amino acids)
Source: RefSeq, a predicted model, not a curated record